Messenger RNA from Diaporthe batatas, 1090 nucleotides. RefSeq lists its product as uncharacterized. The transcript has 3 exons. The coding region runs from base 197 to 487 and encodes 96 amino acids. Gene Ontology annotation, molecular function: structural constituent of ribosome. Gene Ontology annotation, cellular component: cytosolic small ribosomal subunit. The record is from RefSeq and is a predicted model, not a curated record. Lineage: Eukaryota; Fungi; Ascomycota; Sordariomycetes; Diaporthales; Diaporthaceae.
CCGCCUAAUAGUGAGUGAGUGAGCCCUGGUUUUGGCCCUGAUCUGAGCUGUGUGUGGUGUGGUGCGGUGCACUGACUGGUAGGGAUUUGGCAGGCGACCAUUUUUCUUGACUACUCCUCCCACUUCUCCCAGCCCUUUCAAACAAUCGACCGACCAUCCAUCUACAACCCAUCUCACCCCCAGCAAAUCAGUCAAGAUGGCCCCUGCUACCGGAGCUAAGAAGCAGAAGAAGAAGUGGUCGAAGGGAAAGGUCAAGGACAAGGCGCAGCACGCCGUCAUCCUCGACAAGGCCACCUCCGACAAGCUGUACAAGGACGUCCAGUCCUACCGCCUGGUCACCGUUGCCACCCUCGUCGACAGGCUCAAGGUCAACGGCUCCCUCGCCCGCCAAUGCCUCAAGGACCUUGAGGAGAAGGGACAGAUCAAGCCCAUCGUCACGCACAGCAAGAUGAAGAUCUACACCCGUGCCGUCGGUGCCUCCGAGUAAACUUCUCAACACGACCAAGCUCUUGUAGAGUCCCCCUUUUCCAUGGCAGCGCAGCGGAGGCCCUGGUCCUCCAGGGCGCCGCGGGCGAUGUCCCUCCACGCAUGACAACGUAUGAUGGCGUCUUUUCGAAGGGCAUGGGGAACACAAUCAAAGCAGGAACGUCAAAUCAUGGCAGGCUGGGAGUUAUUUUCGGGUCUUUCGGUUUGACAAAGUUUGGGCCGGCUGCUGGGAAGGAAAGAUGAUGCAGCGGGCGCCGAGGUCUCCCUCUCGCCUGUUUCUGCCCGGUCCGGAGGAUACCCUACACUUUUUUGCUAGGUGUAGCAUGCAACGGGUUGGAAGUGCUCUGAACCCUAAAAACAAGCAAUGGAUCAACAUUGAAGCACACUGGUGAUCGCCCGAUGCUUGAGCCGUGAAUGGGAAAUGUGUUCACUGUUGCUGUAGCGUGCUGCUCAACGUGCUGAAGACACGGGCUCUUCGGUCAUGGCCUGGGCUCCGUUACCCACCAAUGCCGUGUCAUCCCAGACGGCCAGCCUCCUCCAUAUAGAACCAUGGCCGUGGUCAGCUUCCUCAAGCGUCUUGUUUGUGCUGCCCGAUCGACGACAG